Messenger RNA from Notechis scutatus (mainland tiger snake), 8943 nucleotides. RefSeq names its product ring finger protein 6 (gene RNF6). The record is from RefSeq and is a predicted model, not a curated record. Gene Ontology annotation, cellular component: nucleus. Lineage: Eukaryota; Metazoa; Chordata; Lepidosauria; Squamata; Elapidae. Gene Ontology annotation, biological process: positive regulation of DNA-templated transcription; ubiquitin-dependent protein catabolic process; protein ubiquitination. Gene Ontology annotation, molecular function: ubiquitin protein ligase activity.
GGUUUGGUCCCUUUUCUGCCGCCCAGUGAAGAUUAACGUGGGCUGCGAUGGGGUUGUAAGAAAACCAGCCUUCGGCGGGCACCGGGGAGGGGGGGGAAGGGGGAGACAAAAUAAGGAAUUGCCGUUUUCCUGGCGAAGCUGUGAUUUCCGGGCAAUUGGCUGUUAUACAGGAAUUUAUCUUUAGACUGCCGGCCUAAAGGGGUCAAUUGGAUGCUGCUCAACCCUGUUCUUUUCUUCCGUGGAUGGCCGGUUGGUCGUGGUGUUCAUCGUUCUACCAUCCCGCCUCCGCCCCUCCUCUGAGUCUCCAGGCGAGGAGCGCCACCGACCAAGACGGAGAGAAAUCCAGACAGUUUAUUUCUUCCAAAAUGGCUUGUUCCACAACUUGCUCAGGGGAAAAUGGAGAACAGGCCACUUCACAGAAUAACAGUGGUGAUAAUGAGAGGCAAUGGCAGCAGGAACGCCUCAACAGAGAGGAAGCUUAUUAUCAAUUCAUUAAUGCACUUAGUGAUGAAGACUACAGGUUAAUGAGGGAUCGUAACCUACUUGGGACUCCAGGGGAAAUAACAGCAGAUGAGCUACAGCAACGUUUGCAAAGUGCAAAGGAAAAUCAGUCAUCCCAGUCUGAGCCAGAAAAUAGAGAAUGGGAAGAUUCAGAGGCGCUUGGGGAAAACAUAACCAGCAACUCCUUGCUUGAGUGGCUGAACACAUUUCAUCAUACAGGAAAUUCCACACAUAGUGGCCAGAGUGGAAACCAGAGUUGGAGAGCUGUAAGCCAGGCAAACCCAAGUAGUGGAGAAUUCCGAUUUAGUCUUGAAAUAAAUAUAAACCACGAACAGAACAAUGAUACUGCUCCUGGGGAACAACUGAAUGAGUUCUUACAUGGCCAUUCCAGUAGAAUGCAUAUGGAAAAUAGACCUGUAAUUGCAAAUAGCCCAGUAGCCAGCCGAACUAGGAGCAGGACAUUAGCUAAUUCUGUUGGCCGUGGAUUUGUCUCAUCAGGAAUUGGAAACACUAGUGGUUUGCUGACUCAGAAUGCUGAAGAAAAUUCUCGAUUCUUCUCUGGUAGACUUGGAGCUAGAAGUUCAGCAAGUUCAACACCUAACAGCCUUUUAGACGACAAUGAACACAACAUCAUUAGGCAGAGGAGAACACAAAGAGUGACUCCAGUAAGAUAUCACAGAGGGAGAGCAAGAACUCGAAGAAAUUCAAGGCAAAGGACGGAAGUUUUAAGAUUAAGAUCAACUUUUAGAGGCCAAUUCCAGUCUCUAUUGGAAAAUGGGCAACCAGUCAAUAUACAACAAACGCAUGCAGGAGCUAAUAGGGCACACACAACCCAGCCUUCUCCAGAACAAACUGAGGAACAAGCAUCGUCACUCGGUAUAACUUUGGAAGAGGAAGAAUCAGUAAGAGAUGUAGCUGCAUCUAGAAGGCAUCCUAGUAUUACAUUAGAUCUUCAGGUGAGGAGAAUUCGUUCCAGAGAAAAUAGAGAUCGUGACAGUAUUGCUUCUAGAACUCGUUCGAGAGUAGGCGCGGCAGACAACUUGGUGACUCUCGAAAGUGAUAAUGAAGGAUUUAUUCAGAAUGUUUCACGAUCUGAAUAUGCAGGAGUACGGACAUACGUUAACACUAUACGGAUACCUCUUCAUAGGGCAUCAGAUGCUGGACUUGGUGAGUCUUCAUCAGUGGCUGUCAGAUCAAUUUUAAGGCAAAUUAUGACUGGAUUUGGAGAGCUAAGCUCCUUAAUGGAUACAGAAACAGGUUCUGAAGCUGAGAGGAAUAGUCAGCACUUGUCAGAAGUACAGCCCCCAGUGCCUAACUUAGAAACUUUAAAUAAUACUGAUGUAUUUAAUGCAACUUUGCCUAGGGAUAGAUUAACUGAACAAGAUAGCAGGCAGGGAGAAACAAAUUCUAUCCAACACCAUCAAAAUAAUAAUAACCCAAAUAGCAGAGCUUCUUCAUUUGUUGAAAAUGGAACACUUCCCAUCCUUCGCCUUGUACCUUAUCUUUUAUUAGAAGAAGAUUCCAGUGACAACUUGAGAGGGUUGACCAAAGACCAGAUUGAUAAUCUUUCUACCCGGAAUUAUGAGAUUCCCCAUUCAGAAGAUGAUGAAAUAAGUAAGACGUGCAGCGUCUGCAUUAAUGAGUAUGUUGUAGGAAACAAGCUAAGACAGUUACCGUGCAUGCAUGAAUUCCAUUUUCAUUGUAUUGAUCGGUGGCUUUUUGAAAAUUCCACUUGCCCAAUUUGUCGGCAACCUGUAGUAACUUAAUAUUGCGGGCAGUAGAAAAAUCCUCAAAUCCAGAGGCCUCUUUUUUUUUUCUUUUAACUGACUUUGAAUAAUAAGAGAGGGUGUUUUAAAUAUGUUUAAAGUAGGAGAAAAUCUGAUGGUUUGCUAAAGGAUCAACCUAACCUCCAAGUACAGAUAUAAGAGGUAUAAGAGUAAAUAUUCAAAUUACCUUAAUGAAAUUAUAUUUUUCUAUAUAAUUUUGUUAUGCAUAGCACUUGUGUAAUUCAGGAGCUUAUGUUAUUAAUAACAUACUUUUUAUUGAGAUUUCCAUUUGUUUUCUGCAGUUAUAAAGUAAUGUUAUUACUCUAUUAAUAAUCCCCCUUUUAAGUUGCCAAAGAACGAAGAUUGGAGCAUCUGGCAAAAAGGUACUUGCUAUUUGAAGUGCUUUUUAUAUACAGUGUAUAUUUUUAUGGACUACACUGAACAUUUGGCUUUAUUUAUUUGUUUUAUAUAAGUUUUGCAUGCUUUUUAUACAGUUUCUCACUGACACAUUAAGGGUUAAAUCUUAAGAUCAAUUGAAAUUCAAUUCACUCGACUGAUUUGGGCAGUCCGUAUUUUAGCAUAUACAGGCCUAAGGUUAGAGUGGAUGAUUGCUAAUCCUUACUUGCCACUUCUCUGGUCAUUUCAGAACAUUCAGAAAGGAGUGUAUAUUUAAUAUGGCCACGCAGCACUUUGGAUACAAAAGGAAAAUGAUGUUUUGGAAUGUUGCAGGAAUGUUCAUGUGGCCCUUGGCAACUUCUUGAAAGUUUGGCCAUACACCCAUCUUCGUUCCAGAUUAGCAUAAUCACAGUUUAGCCUUGGGAAAGAGGCUUUAGUUAAAAGAGUUGUCAAAAGAUGACUGAUACCCAAGCGCAGCACUGUGUUCCUUUCAAAUCCAAAGCACUGCACACCCAACAUAUUUAAUGCAUUUGACACACAUGAAGACAGACUAAUUUUAAAAGAAUUUUAAUUUGUACAUGAACAAGGGCAACAAUCAUACUUCCUUAACACCAUGCAUGGUUCCUUUUUAUAAGCAACAUUAUCAGUUUGCUGUGAACAAAAAGCAUGUAAUUAUUAUAUUAAAAUGGAGAAUUUCCAGAGGAUUUUGUUAAGAGAGAAUGUACUGUAAGAUAUCAGAAACAUCUGUAUUCUUGGGUUGAAAGCAUAUUAUAUCAAUACCUGAUAAAUAAAACUACAAAAAUGGAAAAGUUGUGAAUCAUUUAUGUCAUCUAAAAUACGAGUGACAUCAUUGAGGUAUUGCUUGUUCCUUUCUUGCAGCUAGUUGAACCUGUUGAGCUUGGUUUGUAGUAAAUAGCUUAAAGACAAGUAUAUAUCAAUUAAUUUUAGAAUAUCUUGUAUGUUGUUUCCCCAUAGAAUGGGGUGAACAGUCUAGGGAGCCACAGCAUUUCCUGAAAUAAUUUUUCUCUUGCAGUAGUACAUAUGGUAUCUUUUUGAUCACAGUAAACAUGGACAAGCAGUCCACUCCAGAUGUUAAAAUGAUAAAAUGCAAUAGCACUUAAACGUACAUAUUACUUUGUCGGGCUUUACACUAUGGGUAGAUCACAGGUGGUCUUUCCUUUUUCCCUCCUUUCUUAUAUCCAACAAAAAUAUUGUUCAGUGGAUCUCCUUUUAUUGUUUCCUCAAUUAAAAAAACCCUAAACAAAUGUUUCCUGUUCUUUAUCUAUAUUGGCCUCUAGCAUCAGCAAACAACAGGAUAUUAAACCUGAAUACAAAGUAGAACACAGAAAACUGUAUUUGGUAGGUAGUCCUUGAAUUAGAACCAAAACUGAGCCUGGAAUUUUGUUGUAAGUCAUUAAGGUUGUUGAACAUGUAACCUGACUCAAUUUUACAAUAGUUUUUGCAAUGUUAUUAAGCAAGUCAUUGGUGGUUAAGCAAAUCACAUGGUUGUUUAAUGUUGCUGUUAAGUGAAUCCAGCAUAUCCAAUGGGCAUUUUUGUUAUUCUCUAAUGCAAAACAUUAAAAAAGUUGCAAAUUGCAGUCACACAAUCAUGAUUGCCAAGUGAUCACGGGAUGUGUAUGUGUGGUAGUCAUGUCAAUGAGUAGCUUUUAGCUAUUGGUCAUUAAGCAAGGAGUACCUGUAGGUGUGAUGUAUGUGUGUAUCUGUGUGAUCACAUUAUCUGAAACAAAAAGGAAUCUAAAGUAGAAUUCCUUUCAUGAAAAGGAAUUCACAACCUAUUAUUUAGGUCCCCCCCCCCCCCCCGGUGCACUCAUUACCACCGUAACAGAUCCCAAUGAUCUUGCGGCUGGUUGCCCUCUUUUUCUUUCCAGCUUUCCAGCAUUAGAGCCUUUUCCAAAUAGCUGAGCCUUCAUAUAAUGUGCCCAAAGUAGGUUAAUUUAAAUCUCAAGUGAAAAUUCUGGUUUGACUUGUUCAGUGAUCCAUCAGUUUGUUUUCUUGGCUGCCCAUGGCAUUUGCAGGAGACUUCUAAAAUUCACAGGUGUCAGUAUCCUUCCUGUUCUGCUUUUUUAAAGUCCAACUCUAGCUGUCAAAGGAAAUAUCAUAGUUUGUCCAGUUCCGAUCUUUAUAGGUAUAGAAUUAUUCCAGCAUAUGAGCAUCUUUUCCAAGGUCUUCGUGGUUGCUAAUCUGCAGCUUGUUUACAAAAAUCAGAACCAGAAUUUAAUUCCUCUCUUUCUCACAGCAUUGUAUAUGUCAAUGUUAAAAGGCUUUUUUUUUUUGGAGGAAGGGGAAAUUUGAUACACAUGUGCAAGAUUUAAAGCAUCUAAACAAUUAAAAAAAAAUCUUAAGUAACUAACUUCUUAGAGCAUCUGCAAAUGGUGCACAUGGUUUUAGAGACCCCUGUAAGAGUUAGAAUAGGAGGGGGCUAGGGAAGAAGAGUUCUUCCAUAGUUUACCCAAGAUGGUGAAAGGUGUGACCAGCUAAGCAGAGGCCUAAGAAUUCAAGGACAAAGAAUGGAAGAGGUUCAGCGGUCAUCUUCAGUGGAUUGGGAAGGCAGAUGCUUUUUUGGAAAAGAACCAAAUCAAUGCCAGAACAGAAAAAUCCCUAACAAAGCAAUCCUACUAAAAAAAAAAGGUGCUUCAGAGGCUAGCUGGGUUUUUCAUAGAAGAUUGAAUUAUUGAACAGAGAGCAGUGUCUUUCUUCCCCGUUUUUGACUAGUCCAAGGCUUUUCUUCCUUGGAAAUACAAGCUAGUUAGAGGGAAUAGCUUUAUUAUAGAAUUACAAAAAGCCUGCAGUUAAGCAUCUGGGGGAGAAGGGUAGAUGCAUUUGACACGUAAGAAACUAAGGAAUGUUUAGACAGGUGUGAUAAAUACGCUGGAUUUUUUUUGUUAAGUUUCAAUAUUCACAUGUGCACACUGUACUCAGAAGAGGAACAAGACAGUCUAUACUAUAUAUACACAAGCUCUUUCUGUUCAUUAUUGUAAUCCUUCGUAAACAGUAAUAAAUGUCAACUGUGAUGAACAUCACAUCCUGUGUAUAUCUGGACUGGUUUCUUGUCCUUACACAUCCUCGGGGGAUAGAUGAAAAUCCUAUCCCCAUCAACUCAUCCACCAAAUCUGUAUGUUUUUCACAAACAUGUUUUUUCCCCUCUUCUGAUUUUUUUUAAAAUACUGGUUAUACAAAUUUUGUAUACUGAGUAUGCAAAUGCUUUACAAUUCUUACUGGAAUUGUUACAAAUUUGAUCAUCUUAAUGACUUGAAAAUGACUUGUUUUUGUUUAUCCUUUACAAACAGGAGCCUUUGUUGCUGCAAUUACUGUAUAAACUGGUAAAGUAUGCUAUGAGUAGUGGGAAUAUAUGAAUAUUAGCAAAGAACAUUGCUUUUCAAUUGUUACAGUUUAAAUUUAGAUAAAAUAGGUUUUGAAAUAGAGUAAGCUAAGACAGGUUUCAACAGAAAUCUUAUAUAAAUUGAACUUUAGGGCACCGAUAAAAUAUUUUGGGGAGGGAAUGUAGUUGCUGCCAAUAUAAUGUAUGUAUUCCUUUAUUUGUCUUAAAGCAUGUUUAUUGCAUACUUCUGAUAAAACUCUAAAAGCAGCUGAAAGUUCAAGUUUAAAAAACACUGUCCUUUGGAUGCCUCAGAUUAUCUAAAGGCAUGGCACUAAAACAUCAAAAGGUAUAUAAGGCAGAUUGGAAGAAAGAAAAUGUAGGCACAAAUGUUUACAGUUCCAAUUCUUCUAAAGACUAGAUGUGAUAGAAAGAGCUCAGGAUUCUUGAUGGAAUGACUAGGGACAACGGAAUGACUAUCCAGUAAUAAGAAAAAAGCUGAGCCAGUUUGAUAGAACAGUUUUACUUCCCUUCCUUCUCUUUAUUGCAGGCUAUGGAUUAGCUAUUGUUGUUUCCAGGGCUGUUUGUCAACUCCUCUUUAUUUGAGGAAAGAGUAUGCUAGACACAUUAUAAAUAAUAUAUAAUAUUGAGAUAGGGUGAUAAUCAUUUCAUAAUAGAGUUAAUAAUCUACAAUUACGGACUUUGAACAGAUCAUUAUUUCAAACACAUCAUUACUUCAGUGAAAGAACAGUAGGCUCAUUAGAAGGAUAAACAACUUCAAGAUACUAUAGCUACCAUAGUAUUUAAAAUAAGGAGCUACUAAAUCACGUUUCCUUUGUUCCAUUUCUAAAUCAAAGACCUUCACUGCAUAGUUCAUCUUGAAGGAUUAAUUCUGUUUUUUUGUUUUUUUUGUGGUUUUACAAAUGCAUAGCUUUUAGGGACUACAGCUUUUUUUAUCAUACUUGCAGAAAAUUUUGGGAUUUAAAUCCCAUCAUCUGAAGGGUGAUGAGGAAAGCAAUGUUAGCAUAUGUCAAUAGCCAUAAAACUGUUAAAAGAAUAUUAAAAAGUGGAUGAGAAAGGUCAUAGAAUUGCCAAUUUGCUGCACCCAAUAUACUACUAGAUCAGUUGAAAGAUUUCCUUCAAUGCCAAAGAAUUUCACAUUCAUGGCAUAUUUCUAUGAUUUCUAGUAGUAUUACAGAGCUUUCUCCUAAUACUUUUAAAAAUUUCAGUUAAAGACCAAAUCUUGCAUGUUGUAGCACUUUGUCCGAGAUAUUACAUCAAAACGUCUUAAUCGGGUACCAAAACAGCUUAUUGCAUUUUCUCUCUUUCUUAGGCAAUUGUCUCUUCCUCUUUGCCAGUGGGGAAUAGUCAGUCUUGGAAAGUUGUAAAAAAACAGACUUGGGACCGAAGACUCAUUGAUUUUAAGCCCAGUCUGGCCCUCCACCAUGAUUCCAAUACCUUUAUUAUUUAAACCUGUUUCAGAAUUGUUCUUCAUUUAUUCCAUGAGAUUAACUACUACUGGAAGAACUUGCUUUCUUCUGACCAUAAACAAAAAAAUCUGAGGAGGUGAAAACUGUGAUCUUCCAACUUCUCUCCUGUUGGUUUGCAGCAAGCAAAGCUUUAGGACAUUGAGAAUUCUUAACAAGACCAUUGGAUUGUUCUGCCUACCACCACAUUGCUUAAAAUGCUUUUCUUUUAAAGUACUCUCACAGUUUACAAAUGGAAAGCAGUAGAGCAAACAUUACUGAAAAUCAAGCCCUGAAAAUCUGAGUUUUCCACCAGACAUGUUUCUAAGAUUUAUUGUGUUUAGCCCUCAUAAAAAUUACGAUUGUUGAUUGCCUAUACAUUUUUUAUAUUUGGGAAAAAUAAAAAGCAUGUGAUUAUCACUUUAAAAAAAAUAAGUAGCACAUACUGGAUCCAACUCCACAACAUAUGGAUUCUUUAGAAUUUGGAUUCUUUUAUAAAAUUCAUUGGACAUUAACAUUAAUCAGUGGCAAGAUUAACAUAUUUGUCACAUAGAGGGGAUCAUUUUUUUAAACAAUCGUCCCUCCUCUGUAACUAUUGCACUGUUGCACCAACUACCAAACAGUUAAUCAGUGCAACCACAGAGUAAGCUGACUCCUCACCCACUACUGGUCUCUUCGUUAUCUUCAGCAGCACUUAGUGCAUGCCCCCUUGGUAUGCUACUAAUGGUAGUAAGUGUACCCCCCAAAAAGCCAUCAUCAGGGGUGGAGGGUAACCAAGGGAUCAAAUGAUUGUGUGUAGCAUGACAAUAUCAGGCAAAUGACACAAGUAAUUUAUGCAUCAUUAUGGUUUCUAUCAGAUACCUAUGUCUAUCUUCAUAAAAAUUAUUAACAAACGAAUCCUUGAGAUGUGUUAUUGUGAAAAUAGGUUCUCAUGUUUUCAGAAGUAAAUAAUCUAAUACUCCACCAGCUUGUUACGGUAGUAAGACUAAAAACAAAACAAUCACUUAUAUUGCUUUAUAUAGAACAGGUUGGAGAAAGAAACAUAAGAAAGCUGAAUAUGGAUUGUAUAAACAGAACUUGCAUAGCUGCUGGAAAUCUCUUAUGGUAUUUCUCAACUUUUCUACAAGUGAUAGAUUUUACUUAGAAGUUUUUAAAUUCCUGUGUGGCUAUUAGCUUACAGUUCUGGAGAUACCUGACAAAUGUUCUACUUCUAAUAUCAAUAUACUGCCUCUAUUUCCUACCAGGAGACUGUUUUUUAAAAAAAUCUUCUGCCUUUUUUUUUUUUUUGACUUACAUGUUUUCUGUGUUUUGCAUAACCUUACUUAGCAUAAAAAGAAAUAGUGUGAUGGGUUGUAUGUAUGUACACAUGCAUUAAAAAAUGGCCUCUUGGCAGAGAUGGGAAAAUUGACAAGUCUAAUGAGAGAGAAAUCUACAGAUGCUUUUAUUAAAGACUGGAGUCUGUUUAUGGUUCAUGUUA